Messenger RNA from Lagopus leucura (white-tailed ptarmigan), 536 nucleotides. Its product is annotated as U8 snoRNA-decapping enzyme-like. The annotation marks the transcript as partial. Gene Ontology annotation, cellular component: nucleus. The record is from RefSeq and is a predicted model, not a curated record. Gene Ontology annotation, biological process: sno(s)RNA catabolic process; mRNA catabolic process. The transcript has 2 exons. Gene Ontology annotation, molecular function: snoRNA binding; phosphodiesterase decapping endonuclease activity. Lineage: Eukaryota; Metazoa; Chordata; Aves; Galliformes; Phasianidae.
GAUUGGUUGCGGGGCACCCUCGGGGCGCCGCCAUGCGGGACGAAGAGGAGACACCGCCGCCUCCGCUGCUGAGCCGCGCCGAGGCCUUGGCCCUACCGAGCGGCCGCGGGGACCGGAACCGCCCCGGGAAACGGAGCAAGGCCGCGGGGCCGCGCUGGCGUCACGCCUGCCACAUCCUCCUGUACGCCCCGCUGCCGGCCGCCGGUCCGGAGCCUCGUUUCGCCAUUCUGAUGCAGCUCCGUUUCGACGGACUGUUCGGUUUCCCGGGGGGGUUGGUGGAUCCCGGCAAGGAAUCGCUGGAAGAAGGAUUGCUGCGGGAGCUGCGGGAGGAGCUGGGCACGGCGGCGGGGGAGAUACGGCUGCGGCCGCGGCACCACCGCGGAGCCAGGGCCUGGCCCGGAAGCGGAAGGAGGGAGAAGAGCGGAAGCGGAAGUGACGUAGGGCUGGUGACGCAUUUCUACAUCCGGCGGCUGCGGCUGGAGGAGUUGGUGGAGAUCGAAAGAGGGGAAAAAGCGGCGCCGGAGCACGGCCUGGAG